Leucoraja erinaceus (little skate) is the source of this 3158-nucleotide messenger RNA. Its product is annotated as BH3-interacting domain death agonist-like. Gene Ontology annotation, biological process: positive regulation of apoptotic process. The record is from RefSeq and is a predicted model, not a curated record. Gene Ontology annotation, cellular component: cytoplasm. The transcript is spliced from 4 exons. Bases 116 to 586 code for a protein of 156 amino acids. Lineage: Eukaryota; Metazoa; Chordata; Chondrichthyes; Rajiformes; Rajidae.
GUAUGGCAGAGGGGGCGUGGCCCGGCCCGGCCCGGCUCAGCGGUGCAGCUUUCGGUUCAUUGCUUGAGGCGGCGCAUCGUCGUGCGUCUCGGCUCCUCUCCGGCACCGCCAUAUCAUGCUCGACCUAAGGGAGCAGACGGCGAUCAUCAUAGAUCACCUGCUGGACCCGGAUUUCUGGAGUUGCUUGCUGGAGGCGGACUGCGACAGCCCAGAUCCUAUUUCGGAGGAAGAGAAGAUUUUGAAGGUAGCUCAGUGUCUGCGGGCGUUCGGAGAUCAAUACAAUGACAUGAUUCAGGAACAAAUGAAGGAAUUUAAACCCCGGUUAACUGAGCUGAAAAAUAACCAGGCUUCCGAAGGGUUUUCGAGAAUGGUGACUGAACUGAGCAACAGCCGUGUGCUGUGCACACAUGCAGAACAGUUGGGUCCUGAGAUGAAUGUGCUGAGAACUACUGUCAUUCUGGGAAUGUACAUUUCUAAGGAAGUGCCUGAACUACUUCCCAGAAUCAAGGAUGCAAUGGUGAAUUAUAUCAAUACGAACCUACUGACCUGGAUUCGACAGUCAGGAGGAUGGGAGAACCUCUUAUGACUUUUGGCCACACAUUCUUUGAAGGUGGAAGAAAGCUCAAGAUUGGUGAAAACAGUGCAUAAAAAACACAUUCCAAAUACAUUUUGCAGAGCCGGAGAACAUUCCACAUCCCACGUAGUUUCCCCCCCUGCAGUAUAUCAGACUGUUCCUCUAAGUAACUUGGUGCUUGCCAGUUAUUUAUCAAUCCUCUUGUGAUCCUACAUACAAUGGUAGCAAGAGAAUGAAGAUUGAGGAAUUUGCCCAAUUCAAAACUCAUUCAUCUUAAUUUUAUGGAGUAAUAAUUGUUUGAUGUACGCAAGAGGUGGAGUAAAAAUCAAACCAGCUGCUAAAAUGUAAUUACUGAUGGUAGGAAAACAAAUAACUUUUAGUUUCUAUUCUCCUGGAGCUGAGGAACAUUCACUUAGCACAUUCAUGUUUGAACCAGUUGCCCAAAUCUGGUAUCGUCAAUGGGCUUCCAAUCUGUUUCCAAAUUUUAAAAUGCAGAUUUAGAAUAAAAGCUUUAGGGUAUAUUCAGAGUUAGUUGAUCAAAAUAAUUAGUCCAGGUUUCCUUUGGACAUCAGAUAAUAGGAAAUUUCCAAUAACUGUUUGAUUUUGGUUAAUCAAAAAUCAAUAUCCAAGUCAAACACUUUUUUUGAAUAUUGCAGUUCUAAGAACCAGUCAUCAAGAGUAAAACCAUGAUGGGAUUAAAUUUCAAUUGCUGUUUUUCAUAAAUAACUUGCUGUUGGUGCUGGGAAUAAACAGCAAGAUGGGUGACAUCCAUUGAAACAUUAAGGUUGAACAGUAGUUUUAAUUAACUAAUAGCUGUUUUGAACCCCAGAAACACCAUCUGAAUUGUUGAAUGCCAAAGCCCCCUGUCCCACUUUUACGACCUAAUUCACGACCUUUGUUACUAGUUGAUCCUGACCUACGAUGCCACGCGUACCUACGACUCUAUCUACGACCUCACUGUGAGUACGAGUCAAGGGCAAACUCGGCAGAGGUUGUGAAUUAGGUCGUGAAAGUGGGACAGGGUCUUAAGACUCUCCAAUUAUUUUUAUAUGGUCUAUGCGUUAACAAAUAUUUCACCUUGCAUCCCAUAGUUCUGCAUAGCCUAAUUGACAUUCUGUGUCUGCUGAAUAUUGUUUAUAAUUUUUCACACUGGUGCUCCCCUGGUGCUAAUUACUUUAAAAUGCAAUAUUCUCUGGGUAUGUUGGCUAAAAACUUUAGAUGGGGAUUUGAAAGGGCAGCAUAGGCCAACCUUUCAAAUGAUUUUUUUCACAAACUCUGCUUAAUUGUUUCUUAAUAUCAGAUGUGACUGAAUCUUGGUAUACAUUUACUAUACCACAGACUCUCCAUAUAAUGUAGUCACUAGGGGCGCUGCACUGGCAGCAGCCUCUACCUACAGCCUGUCUGUUAUUUCUAUCUUUUUUUAUUUUUAGUUAAUCUAAAGUCUUGUGUUGGGGGAAACUUUAACUUUUCUAUGUGGGGGAGGGGGGCAGGGUAAUGGGAAAACGGGGGGCAGGGUAAGGGGGAAACCGUUUCCCAGUCACUUCCUGGCGGGGACGCGACGCGACUAUUUCUCCGAGUCGCGUCCUCCCCCCCCACCUCGCGGCCUACCAGCUGGAUCGGAGCGGCCUUUCCUGCCGGGGACCGGGAACCGGACCAGGGCUGCUACAGCGGCGGCGCAGCGCUGGAGUCACCACGGAGCGGGCGAUGCCUACCUGGGUCGCCGUUUGGAGCUCCGGAGCGUUGGGCCGCUGCUCCAACAUCGUGGAGCUCUGGUGCGGAGAGCUUCCAACGCGGGCGGCGCUGAACAACACCGUGGAGUCCUGGGGCGCCUUGCAGAGGGCCGCCAGCAGCAGUCUCCACCCGGCGCGGCCUGCGGACUUUGGAAGCCGCCGACUCCGGUAGGAGGGGGCCGACUCUGGUGUCCAUGCCGUUGAGGACGUCCCGCAGCCCCGACGUCGGACUUACAACACCCCAGCGAGCGGUCCUGGACAUCGGGCCGCCCGUAGCGGCAACUGCGGAGGGCACGGGGAACAGUGGAGGAAGAGACUGACUUUGGUGCCUUCCCACACAGUGGGAAACUUUGAUUCUGCUGUGUGGGGAUGUUUUAUGUCAAACCCUAUAGUGUGUUGUGUCCCUUUUUUUUAUUGUAUGGCUGUAUGGGAAUUUCAUUUCACUGUGCCAUCUGGCACAUGUGAUGAAUAAAUCUAUCUUGUAUCUUGUAUGACAAACUCCAAAUACUGAAUUGAGAUAAGUUUAAGAAACCAAUGCGGUUUCAGCUUGGCUUCCUAUCACAAUUUUUUAGUUUUUACAAUGUUCUUGUCACAAUUCAGAAGCAUUCUACUUUUUUUGUAGGAUACAAAUGGGACAGAAUUAGUUGAAACAGUAGUUAUACAGUGCAGUAUUACUAGCCAUUCUGCACACAUUUCAGCACAACUGUUACUUUAGCAUUUUUAACACAAUUACAAUGAACCUUCAAACCAUUUGUAGAGAUCCGAUUCAGAAUGUACUGAAAUUAAAUUUUAUAUUGUGCAUAACUAUUGUUAGACUGAAAACUGGUAGCUUUAAUAAAAUGCAGCUAUAUUGU